This is a messenger RNA of Parascedosporium putredinis, 1356 nucleotides long. NCBI's taxonomy places the organism in Eukaryota, Fungi, Ascomycota, Sordariomycetes, Microascales, Microascaceae. The record is from the annotation of a GenBank genome assembly.
AUGCACAUUAAUGACCAGCGCACUACACCAGGGCUAGAAGCCUUGGGACCUUUCUUCGAUGAUGUUUCCGCGAUCAUCGGAGAUGCGAACAUUUCCCGGGACUCUCUGUCCGGAGCAUUGGUGGGACCAGAGGGCCAGACUUCCUACGAUGACCCUUACUGCGUUGGCACCGAUCACCAGCCAAGCGGAGCCGUCAGACCUCAAACUGUCGAGGAGGUACAGGAGGUGAUCAGAAUUGCUAACAAGCAUCGAGUUCCACUAUGGACGGUUUCUCGGGGAAAGAACUUGGGUUACGGCGGUUCAGCGCCAGUUGUCAGCGGCACAAUCGUCCUUGACCUGCAGCGCAUGAAGAAAAUUAUCGACAUCAACGAGAAAUAUGGCUACGCUAUUGUUGAGCCCGGUGUCUCGUUUUUCGACCUAUACGAGGAAAUCCAGAGGCGAGGACUACACUUAUGGCCCUCGGUGCCUGCGAUCGCUGACAAGAAGGUGUUAGGGGUUGUGACCAAACUCGGGAUCCAUAUUACUCCUGCUCCGGAGGCAUAUUCCAGUGCUGAACUCGACGUGCCGCAUGAAGAGGAUCUUGGUGUCCUGAUCGAGAUCCUAUCGGACUUGAUGCGCCGCUCCAUUAUUCUUAAUUCGCCAUCAAUUGCGAAUAGCUUCCGCAUAGCGAUGACCUCGGGGGUUCCCGAAGUGCAAGGCGAACUGUCCAAAUAUAUGAAACCCGGAUCCUGCGUUCCGUACGAGGUACUUGACCGAAUUCAGGCCGAACAAGGUUGGGGUUUCUGGAGAGCAUACUUUUCGCUCUAUGGCUCAGUUGAAAUGAUUCCCGCUCUGAAGAAGACGAUUCAAUGGGCCUUCAACGCCGUCCCCGACGUGCAGAUCCGUUGGAGAGACUUUGCUGGCACGGAGGGUCAGCCUAUCAAGGCAGCUGAUAUCAAAGAAGAGGAGAUUCCCCACGCCGGCAUCCCAACCCUCGCCCCGCUUGGACUGAUUGGGACCCAUAUGUAUCCGUGGUAUCUCGCUGCAAAAGAAAUGACGCUAGCCGCGGGAUUUGACUUUUUCGCCGACUUCCACGUAUUUCCCCGAUACGUCAAUGCUAUUGAGCUCGUCAUCUAUACCUUGCCAGAGGAGAAGGAAGCGAUGGGACUAUAUGAGCGACUGCUGGUUGAUGCAACGGAGCGAGGAUAUAUGGAGUAUAGAACCCACGUGAAAUUCAUGGAUAAGAUUUCAGGAAAGCUCGAUUUCAACGAGUCUGCUUUCCCUCGUCUGUUGAGCAGGUUGAAGGACACACUCGACCCCAAUGGCAUCCUGGCCCCUGGAAAAUCGGGAAUUUGGAACUCGCCGAAAUCCUCAUAA